Molecule: messenger RNA, 2115 nt
Organism: Rotaria socialis
Lineage: Eukaryota; Metazoa; Rotifera; Eurotatoria; Philodinida; Philodinidae
Source: the annotation of a GenBank genome assembly
AUGGAAGAUCGUGAUGGUAAAAAACCGUUUGUUAUACCAAAAACUCAUACGUCAAAUAACGAAAUUGUCAUCACUGAAAAACCUGAUAGUCGCAAUGUUAUUGAAUUAUUUAAUGAUAUUAAAUCAUGUGCAUUAGAAGCUCAUUUUGAUUUUCGACAAGCAUUUUGUAAAUCUUGUGAUACAAUACGCAAUCAAAAAUUACAAAAAUUAUAUAAUGAAAAACGAAUGAAAAUGAAAAAAGAUCAAGAUCCUAUAGAACGUUUUGGCUUUCAUUUAAUUACUUAUCGUGAUGUAGCAUUAAAUGUUGCCAAUAAUGGUGUCCAAUGUGAACAGUUAUUUUUCCCGAUCGAAAAAUAUCUUGGUAAUCCCAAAGACGGCAUUCAUUUAUCGAGACGUCCUGAUGUUCUUUUAACAUCGUCCGGUGCUCAAGGACUUUAUAGAUUUGGUUUACUUGUUUGUAAAAUUCUCUUGGGAAAAGGUUACGCGACGGUGCCAUCCAUCGAUAAUAAACAAUUAUCAGCACAACUACAUUAUGAUCAUCAUUUUUGUAAAAUUCAAGCAAUAAAUAAAGAACAACGUCAUAUUGAUGAUCUAUUAGCAAAUUCUUUAAUUUUCUGUUAUGAACAUGAUAAUUUUGAGCCUAAACCUCAGCCUUCACAAAUUUUACCGAUUGCUAUUCUAUGGUAUGAUCUAAAUGAAAAAUUUUCACCUGAAUUCAUAUCUACAAAUGUUACCAAAACUGCAUCAAAAAAAGAAUCAGUACACCACAAUGGAAACAAUAACAGUAAAAAACCACCAUUGAAAAAGAAACCAUCGAACCAAUCGACAAAAUCUAUUCCUUCACAUUCAAAUAAGUCAAUAAUACCACUGUCAACAUUAAAUUCUAUUAACCGACAAGAUUCUAGUCAAGAUAAAUACACAACCGAAAUAAUUUCAAAUUCUAAUCCCCACGAAUUCGUAGCAUUAUCACAAACAAAAUAUCCUCAUCAUCUACUGGUUCCGUAUAAUCGAUUACAUUCAAAACCAUCUCUAUCAAUAUCACCAAAUGCUGACCAACAACAACAGCACACAACUACGAUUCAACAAACAACAAAUAUUCGAGAUCCUCGUCUAUUACGAACGAAACACGAAUCAUCAUUAACAUCUUUAGAAACAAUUCCAUUAUCUCAACAAAAUUUCACCUACGAACGAUCGUCAUCAUCUGGCUCAUUAUCAAUAAAUUCAACUAAAAGUUCCUUAGAUAAUCCAUUAUUAAUAACAAAAAGUUCGUCUCUAAUUAAAAUUCCAUUAAACUCUUCUACAUCAUUAAGCGAUCCACGCUUAAAAACUGUAAAAAACACUCGGAACAUUUUUUAUCUUGAAUUACAAGCUGUGAAACAUGCUUUACAACAACAAAAACGUCUUAAUACUUACUAUGAUUCUAAAACGGAUUUAACAUCUAAAACAAAUUAUACAGUUAUACCAUAUCUUACACGUCAAGUAUCAAACGAUGAAUAUGUACGUUUAUUAAAUGAUGAUAGUAAUACACAUAAAUUUCAUAGACAUUCAAAUGGAAUCGAUUAUUCAUUGUUGAAUGUAUCGGUUAUUGAUUGUUUAAAUUUUGGUUUAGUAACAUCAACAAUAAAUAAUCAUAUAUGUAUAGAUUUGGAUAAAAUAGAGAACAAAUUAGCGUCGGAACAAAUUGAGAUGUCAAAUGACUUAAUACAACGUGAAAAACAAAUAAAUUCUCAAUAUAUACGUUUACGUUUACGUGAAAAACGACAAAGAAAAAUACAGCAACAAAUUAAUGAGAGGAAAAAUCAAGAUAAAGCAUCCAGAACGAGCCCACUACCAUUACCAAAUUCAAAAUUAUAUUUAACUACUGGUAGACAACUAUUAAAGGAACAUAAACCAACAACUAAAUCAGCAAAUACACAUGUACCAUCUGAUUUAAUAGAUUUUUUCUCUCGAGAAUAUAAGAAUGAAACUCGACCUCAUGUUAAACAUAUUCUUGCUGAAAUCGUUGGAAUUUUUAUUGAAAAGUAUCAUAAUGAACUUAAUCAAAAAGAACAAACAAAGGAGCAAAAUGAAGAGAAAAAUCAUAUCGCAACUAACGGUAGGUUUACUAGCUUUUAG